AUGCGGGUCCUAGUGACGAGCCGCCGAGAAACUGAUAUCGAGGAUGAGUUCAACAACAGGAAUACGCCCACCAUCCAAAUUGAGGCUGCAAGUGUCCAUUCUGACAUCCAGCUCUACGUGCGUCACAUGGUCGACGAUCUAGUCCGACGCCGGAAACUCAAAGUAUCGAGCAGGCCUCUCAAAGAGAAGAUCAAGACGACCCUCAUGGAGAACGCGCAGGGGAUGUUCUUAUGGGUCAAUCUCCAACUGAGAAACCUCUGCGAACAGCGUAGCGACCAGGAUAUUGAGCGGGAGCUCUAUCAGCUCCCUCAGGGUCUUUUCAAGACGUACGAACGAAUACUAGGCCAGAUCCAAUCCAAACCGCCGGUCCUAAGGAAUUUGGCUCGAACGGCGUUGACUUCCAUCUGCUUCGCUGGCCGACCUCUUCACGUCCACGAAUUGAAAGAUGCAGCUGCCAUUACCGAGGACUGUAGGUGCAGGGACGACAUGAACGCAUAUUCAGCGGAAGCAAUCUUUGAGUGCUGUGCGAAUCUGGUUGUGGAAGAAGGAGGCGUUGUGCGGCUGGUACAUUACUCAGUGAAGGAGUACUUCAUCAAUACACCACCAUUGGAACUGCCUUUGACCCUGCGUGGAGUCGGGAACACUGAGACAUCUCACGCCUUUCUGGCACGGAACUGCCUUAUCUAUCUGCAGCUGGAAGACUUCAAACAGGGACCGUCAACAUCGGAAGGCACCAUUCGAAGAAGAUGUAACAACAACCCCUUCGCGUGGUACGCUGCUGAGUACUUCGACUACCAUCUGGACCAUUUGGAAAGACAUACAGAGGAGCUUGAGAAAGAACUGAGCAGACUCCUAACGGACAAUGACUCCAAUCUCGCGGCGAUCCUACAGAUACGGCGAAUGGGCGACGGGAAUGAUUGGAAUCGAGCCAGAAACAACUUCAGUGUUUCUCCCAGCAAAGUUUCUGCAGCGACUCUGAUCUUUGCAACCCGGCUACAAUACUUCCUCGCGAAUCAAGGCGCAACUAGUCUUUGGUCAAAGCUCGAACAACCUGCCGACGUCUUCCAUCUGGCCGCCGCGAGCGGGUCCAUCGACGCAGUCAGGAAUCUGAUUGGGAAAGGAGUUCAAGUCAACGAGCCCGACGAGCUCGGAGCCACGGCGCUUUAUUACGCUGCCACUGGAGGUCAUCGCGAGCUUUGCAGUCUGCUCCUCCGCCAUAACUGCGACGUGAACGCCCAGGGCGGUGCUUACGGCACCCCAUUGCAAGGGGCGGCACAAGGAGGGUAUUUCGAGAUUGCAAAACUGCUCAUAGACAACGGUGCCGAUGUGAAU
Molecule: messenger RNA, 1332 nt
Organism: Trematosphaeria pertusa
Lineage: Eukaryota; Fungi; Ascomycota; Dothideomycetes; Pleosporales; Trematosphaeriaceae
Exons: 2
Molecular function (GO): protein binding
Source: RefSeq, a predicted model, not a curated record